This is a messenger RNA of Macrosteles quadrilineatus (aster leafhopper), 1535 nucleotides long. RefSeq names its product N-acetyl-D-glucosamine kinase. The transcript is spliced from 8 exons. Bases 322 to 1356 code for a protein of 344 amino acids. Gene Ontology annotation, molecular function: N-acetylglucosamine kinase activity. The record is from RefSeq and is a predicted model, not a curated record. Lineage: Eukaryota; Metazoa; Arthropoda; Insecta; Hemiptera; Cicadellidae.
CUGUCGUGUUGUGUUGUGUUGACUGUUGACGUUUGCGUUGAUUGAUUGAGCUAGGUUCGGGAAUUAGAAAUUUGUUUAUCGUUCGUUUCAGGUUUCAGUCCAGUGGCACUGUCAGUGGGCCUUUGGCUGAAAAGAAAGUGUGACUUAUAAUUGAAGUAGAUGGUCAAUUAGUCUCGUUUAAGUGUUAACUUUCAGGCGUAGCCCACUGUUAUUCAAAUCUAUGGUUUUAAACUUAGGGUAGGUUAGAAAAGUAAACAUUCACAGUUAAGUUUAAUUGAAGUAGUGCGUUUUUUAAACAAAUAUUAUAAGGAAUCUAAGAUAAUGCCAGGAAAUAUAUAUGGAGGGAUCGAGGGAGGUGCCAGUGGAUCUUGUGCAGUUUUAUACAAUGAAAAGGGUGAAGAACUAGCCAUGGUGCGAGGACCCCACACAAACCACUGGCUCUUGGGGUUGGAAGGGUGUCAUCAAAGACUUCAAGAUUUAGUAGUCACUGCUCUUAAAGAGGCCAAGGUACCUCCCAGCACAAAACUGAAUACAUUAGGGCUGAGCCUGAGUGGAUGUGAAGGGGAUGACAGUUGUGAAGAGAUGAAGCAGGGGAUGGCUGAGAAAUACCCAAACCUGAGUGAACAUUACGUGGUCUGGAGUGACACUGUCGCUCCCGUCAUUGUGGCUCAUGAGGAAGGUGGUGUAGUGUUGAUAUCAGGAACGGGAACUAACGCACUCCUCAUCAACCCCGAUGGUAGCCAGAGUCGUUGCGGAGGUUGGGGCUUCCUGUUAGGCGAUGAGGGGGGAGCUUUUUGGAUAGCACACAAACUGAUUAAAGUCUACAUAGAUGAACAAGACAAGCUGGAAAAACCUCCAAAAAACUACAGCACCCAAAAAGCAUGGGAGUGUGUUCAAAAGACCCUUAUGGUAAAAGACAGGUUUGACCUGCUGCCUCACUUUUAUCGCAACUUUGAAAAGUCAGAGAUAGCUGGACUGACAAAAGAGUUUGCGGACGUAGCUCGCCAAGGCGACCCACUUUGCCAGUGGGCAUUUAGUGAGGCGGGACGAGCCUUGGCCAAACAUUUGCUAGCCAUCAGUCCAGAUGCCGACAAGAGUCUAUUAGAAUGUGAGGGCGGUCUACCAGUUGUAUGCGUCGGUUCCGUUUGGAGAAGCUGGGAUCUUUUAAAACCAGGAUUUCUGGACCAAUUGAACUCGGCUGACGAGAAGAACUGCUUAAAAGAAGCAUCACUAAUACAUCUCAAAACAUCAGUGGCGUCUGGCGCCACAUACCUCGCGGCAAAAACGCACGGCUACCAUUUCCCUAGAAACCACUCCGACACUUAUGAGGUAUUCUUCCACUACGUUCGGGAAUAGUCGACAAAGAAACAAAUUGACUUAGAAUGUAAACUGUGAUAGUACUACAUUUAAAAUCUCAUAAUCGAAUGCUCAAAGUGGCUGUUAAAUUGUACGGUAAUUUUAGAGUGAAAUAAUCUAAUAUAUAAAAUUCUCGUGUCACAGUGUUUGUCUGCAAACUCCUCCGGAACGACUUCACC